AUGCACGUGGAGAAGAACGACAGGCGGGAGGAGGGGCUGGUGCACGUGGCAACCUCCUUCCAGGCGACCCGCCUCUACAUCGGCUCCAAGAAGAAGCUCUUUGGCAAGUCGUCCCAAGUGCCUGACUACUGCAGCGGCCACCUACCGGACACCUGCACGCUCAUUGUCGUCCAGGGCGGGCGCAAGAUCAGAGAAGCGCCAGGGGCGGCCGGCCCUCCUCCCAACCUGCCCUCCCGCUCUGCUCGCCACAACCCUCCUCUCCCCCAGCAGCAGCAAGCCCAGCGCGCCGAGCCCUUACACCCCUCCCCACACAGCAAAGCUCCCGCCUCCCACUAUCCUCCCCAGCAGCAGACGCAGCAGUGGGUUCAGCCGCCCCCACAAGCCCAGCGCGCCGAGCUCUUGCACCCCUCCCCACAGGGUCACACCCCGACUCCCCAGUAUUCUCCCCAGCAGGCGCAGCGUUCUCUGUCGCCCCUGCGAAUCCUCCCAGGGCAGCAGCAGGGCCAGCAGGCACAGCAGGCUCAGGGUUUUCUGCCGCGGGCUGGCAGUGGUAGCGGGUCGGACGGGACUGCUGCUGCUUACGCCUAUGCUGGUCCUGCUGCUGCUGCUGCUGCUGCUGCGGAUGCUGGUAAGGGGGUUGGAGCAGGGACCUCCUCGCAGGUGUCUAGCGCGCUCAGCUCCCCCACGCAGAGCCCUCCUCUCUCCCCGCCCUCCCGCUCUGCCUAUACCAGUAUCUGUGACUCCUCUGUUGCUGCUGCUGCUGCUGCAGUCUCCCCUGCUGGUGUGGUUUCUCCCUGGGGAAUGGUAGGCGGUGUGAAUGGGUUGGGAGGGAUGAGUGGCAUGGGUGGUAUGAGUCCCAUGGGUGCGAUGGGUGGUAUGGGUCCCAUGGGUGCGAUGGGUGGCAUGGGUGGCAUGGGUCCCAUGGGUGCGAUGGGUGGUAUGGGCCCCAUGGGUGGUAGUAUGGGUGGGGUAGCUGGCGCUGGUGGCAUGAAUGCCAUGGGUGGCAUGGGUGGGUUGAGCGGCAUGGGCGGCAUGGCUGGCAUGGGCGGCGUGGGCGGCGGCAUGGGCGGUAUGGGUGGCAUAGGCGGUUUCCCAGCUUCUUCGUCUCUUGGUGGUGGCCCCGCUCUCACCCAUCUCUCCUCCAGUCCCACUGAUAGCCAUAGCACAGGCACCUCUUCUCUUCCAGGAUUCACCACAACUCCCACCACCAUGGCUACUAGUGCUGCUGCGACGGGCGGUUUCGCGAACGAAGGGAUGCUUCCAGGCUUGGGAGCAGAUUCGGCGUCAGGGGGAAUGGGUGGGAGUUUCCCUAUGCUCGACUCUGCUACCUCUGCUUCCUCAACUUCUGCUGCCUCCUCUUCUACUGCUGCCUCCUCUGCAGCAGCGGCAGCAGCAGCAGCUGGUUCUGGGUAUGGUAUGCCAGGCAUGGGACAUGCAGGCAUGGGAGUUCCUGGCAUGCCUCCUGGGUUUGGCUUCGGGGGAGCUCCCUUUGAUUUCACGGAGCUUCUAGCUGAGCUGGCUCGGCUGCAAGAACAGGCUCGGGCAGCCCAGCUCGCCGCCGAACGUGCCGACCAGCAGGCUCGGGAGGCUCGGGAGGAGGCUCGGAUGGCUCUGGAGAACGCCAGAGCCGAAUCCCAGCGGCGCUUAGAAGCUGAACUAGAGAAGGAAUUAGCAAAGCGUCAGGCGGAAGAGGAGGCGAAACGGGCAGCGGCGGCAAAAGAAGAAGCAGCAGAGGCGAAAAAGGCUGCGGCAGAGGCAGCAGCGUCGGCUGCAGCAACUCUGGUGAAAGCGCAGGAGGAAUAUGCGUUAGAACGGUUAAAGAAGCAGCAGGAGUUCCGGGAAUACUCUAUAGAGGAGCUUGAGGCAGCUUGUGACGGAUUCAGUGAGGAGAACCUGGUGGGCGAGGGCGGGUACGGGUCGGUGUAUAAGGGCAUGCUGGAGCACUUCCCUGUUGCUGUGAAGGUCCUCAAGAACGCCCAAACCAACCAGGCGCUGAAGGAAUUCAAGAAAGAGGUGGAGGUGCAGAGGGGCCUGCGGCACCCCACCAUAGUGCUACUGAUCGGGUGCUGCCACAACCCGCCGUGCCUCGUGUAUGAGUACAUGCCUCAGGGCUCGCUCUACGACCGGCUACUGUGUGACCGCGGCUCCCCGCCCCUGCCGUGGAACGUGCGGUUUGAGAUCUUUGAGAACAUGUGCAAGGCGCUCAUUCACCUGCACAACCGUGUCCCCGCCAUCGUCCAUCUCGAUCUAAAGCCAGCCAACGUGCUCCUAGACAACAACUUUGUCGCCAAACUCGGCGAUGUCGGCCUCGCACGUUUCCUAGUCGGCAUGGACAACGGCCGCUCCUUCAUGCAGCAGUCCAUGGCUGUCGGCACCUUUGGCUACGUGGACCCGCACUUCCUCCGCACCGGCCAGUUCUCGCGCGAGUCCGACGUGUAUUCCCUCGGCAUGGUCAUGCUGGACAUGCUGAUAGGCAUCAACGAGUCGUCGGGGGAAAGGGGGAAGAGGGACAGGGAGUUAGAGGCGCUGGAGGAGUGUGAGGAGGGCGGGGAUUUGGAGGCGCUGGGGGAGUUGUUGGAUCCGUCCGCUGGGUGCUGGCCGCCACGAGUCGCGCGGCGGUUGGUGCAGCUGGUGCGACAGAUGGCGCAUUAUAAGAGGAAGGCACGGCCGGACCUGAGCAAGCAGGUGAUGGCAGUGGUGGAGGAGCUGCGCCCCUAUGUGGAUGCGGCAGUGGCGCUGGAGAGGGCGGAUCGAAUGGAUGACUACCGGGACUUCGUUCCCAACGAGUUCCGAUGCCCCAUCACCAUGGGCAUCAUGGAGAACCCAGUGUUGGCAGCGGACGGGCACACGUACGAGAGGGAGGCCAUAGAGCAGUGGUUGCGCGUGCACCACACCUCGCCCAAGACAGGCCGGCGCCUCGACAGCAAGGCGCUCACGGACAACAUUGCCGUGCGCUCCAUGAUCGCCGAGUGGCUGGAGCACCGGCUGCAAAGAAGGGAGUCUCAUAACCUUGAAAGCCUGAUGAGUGGUGAGCAAGCAGACGGUUACCACCCGGGUGGUUACGCCGAUUCACACGACAUGCCUCUUCACGGUGCGGGGGGAGGUCCCAUGCAGGCAGGGCAGCAGCAGUUCUAUGAAGGUGGGGGUGCUGCAUCAGGUGAUUAUAUAGGCAGUGAUGGUGCAGCUAGCGGUGGUUUUGCCGGUGGUGGGGAGCUUUAUAGAGAGACUAGGAACGGAAGAGGGACUGAGACCACUGGGAGGAUCGGAGCACUGCAGUGCGCAACGCCCCCUUCUCUUUUCGCUCCUGCAGCGCGCAUCGGCUCCGCGGCUGGCGAAAUUUCCAAGUCUGUCUCACGAACAGCCUACUGGAGCAUCUCUCGCGCUUCAACCACAGCAACGGCGGCGGCGGCUAGCAAAGGAAGCGUGAAUUUCGGCCAUCAGUGGACGAAUGUUCAGCCGCAGCCGCCGUAUUUUGGCAGUGUGUCUGCUGCGAGCUCGACGCUUGAACGAUUCAAGAUUCAGAUUCGCCCGCAUAACACGGCGACAGCUCGAGUUAUCGAAGAAGAGGCAGAGGAUCACGCACACAGCAGCAAGCCCAAGGCGGAAAAUGAGCCUCCGUUGGACAUGAGGAAAAUUGCACGGGAUCCGGAAGCGCUUUCACAGUAUUGGGGAAUCAAGCCCAAGCAAUACCUGCGUGAGGAUGGCACGCCCUGGCCGUGGCAUUCAUUCCGACCUACGGACACCUACACCGCAAACCGAAAGACGGAACUUGACAGGCACUUUCCGGUUACCAGCUUCGGUGACGCUUUCGCCAAGUACCUCGUGAAGUCUCUCCGCUUUCCCACCGACCUGUUCUUUCAGAAACGGUACGGAUGCCGUGCGAUGAUGCUGGAAACCGUCGCGGCGGUGCCGGGGAUGGUGGCGGGCGUGCUGCUGCACAUGCGCUGCCUGCGCCUCGUGGAGAACAGCGGCGGGUGGAUCCGCGCGCUGCUGGAGGAGGCGGAGAACGAGCGCAUGCACCUCAUGACCUUCAUGCAAGUGUCAAAGCCGACUUGGUUCGAGCGUGGCCUUAUAUUUACCGUUCAGAGCGGGUUCGCUGCGGUGUACGGCCUUGUCUACCUCCUCUCCCCGCGCAUCGCUCACCGCAUCGUGGGGUACCUGGAAGAGGAGGCAGUGCACUCAUACACGCAGUACCUCAAGGAGAUCGACGAGGGCCGCAUCGCCAACGUGCCGGCGCCACAGAUUGCGAUCGACUACUGGCAGUUGCCCAAGGAUGCGACGCUGUAUGACGUGGUGCUGUCUGUGCGGGCGGACGAGGCUCACCACCGGGAUGUGAACCACUACGCUGCGACCAUUAUCAGGGCAGGCAAGCGACUCAAGGAGCACCCAGCCCCGGUGGACUACCACUGA
Messenger RNA from Closterium sp. Yama58-4, 4410 nucleotides. The record is from the annotation of a GenBank genome assembly. Lineage: Eukaryota; Viridiplantae; Streptophyta; Zygnematophyceae; Desmidiales; Closteriaceae.